Molecule: messenger RNA, 2925 nt
Organism: Cygnus atratus (black swan)
Lineage: Eukaryota; Metazoa; Chordata; Aves; Anseriformes; Anatidae
Gene: MDGA1
Product: MAM domain containing glycosylphosphatidylinositol anchor 1
Exons: 17
Coding region: 16-2925 (969 amino acids)
Biological process (GO): homophilic cell-cell adhesion; synapse organization
Cellular component (GO): neuronal cell body; plasma membrane; axon
Molecular function (GO): protein binding; axon guidance receptor activity
Source: RefSeq, a predicted model, not a curated record
UCGCUCCCCCGCCGGAUGCUGCCUGGGCUCUUUUGGCUGUUUUUCUUCGCCGGCGAUGAAGGCGCUGCCUUGAAGAUGGAGAUGAUCUGUUUUUUAUUCCUGUCUCUGGUGCCAGCCUACAGCAGGGGACAGGGGGUUUACGCUCCUGCUCAGGCCCAAAUCAUCCAUGCUGGGCAGGCGUGCGUGGUGAAGGAGGACAACAUCAGCGAGCGUGUUUACACGAUUCGGGAGGGGGACACACUGGUCCUGCAGUGUCUGGUCACAGGACACCCCCGGCCACAGGUGAGAUGGACCAAAACUGCUGGCAGCGCAUCGGACAAAUUCCAAGAGACGUCAGUGCUUAACGAGACCCUGCGGAUUGAGAAGAUCCAAAGGCUGCAGGGGGGCCGCUAUUACUGUAAAGCAGAAAAUGGGGUUGGGGUCCCAGCCAUCAAGUCCAUUCGAGUAGAUGUGCAGUAUCUAGAUGAACCUGUUCUCACCGUUCACCAGACCAUCAGCGAUGUACGUGGCAGCUUCUACCAGGAGAAGACUGUCUUCCUCCGUUGCACCGUCAACUCCAACCCUCCAGCUCGCUUCAUAUGGAAACGGGGAUCUGAGACGCUUUCCCACAGUCAGGACAAUGGCGUGGACAUCUAUGAACCCCUCUACACACAGGGUGAAACCAAAGUCCUGAAGCUGAAGAACCUGCGGCCCCAGGAUUACGCCAGCUACACGUGCCAGGUGUCCGUCCGCAACGUCUGCAGCAUCCCCGACAAGUCCAUCACCUUCCAGCUCACAAACACCACAGCCCCACCUGCUCUGAAACUGUCGGUCAAUGAGACGUUGGUGGUCAACCCCGGUGACAACAUCACUAUGCAGUGCUCUCUGACAGGCGGUGACCCACAGCCAGAGGUGGUUUGGUCUCACUCUCCUGGCCCGAUGCCUCCCAACAGCCUUGUGCAAGGGGGCAACCUCACCAUCUGGAGGAUCCGUGUGGAGGACUCAGGCUACUACAACUGCACAGCCAUCAACAACGUGGGGAACCCAGCCAAGAAGACAGUGAAUCUGCUGGUGCGGUCCAUGAAGAAUGCCACGUUCCAAAUCACCCCUGAUGUGAUCAAAGAGAGUGAGACCAUCCAGUUAGGGCAGGACUUGAAACUCUCAUGCCACGUGGAUGCUGUCCCCCAGGAGAAGGUUGUCUACUCCUGGUACAAGAAUGGGAAGCCAGCCAGGUUCUCAGACCGGUUGCUCAUCACCAGGAAUGACCCCGAGCUCCCACCCGUGACCUGCAGCUUGGAGAUAAUCGACCUGAGGUUCAGUGACUACGGCACCUACCUGUGUGUGGCCACCUUCCAGGGAGCACCCAUUCCUGACCUCAGCGUGGAGGUGAACAUCUCCUCAGAGACAGUGCCACCAACCAUCAGUGUCCCCAAGGGCCAGUCCACCAUCACCGUCCGGGAGGGCUCCAGGGCUGAGCUGCAGUGCGAGGUGCGAGGGAAGCCCAGGCCACCCAUCAUCUGGUCCCGGGUAGAUAAGGAAACCCCCAUGCCUUCAGGGACAAUGACGGCGGAGACAUAUGAUGGGAAGCUGCGCCUGGAGAGUGUGAGCCGAGACAUGAGCGGGACCUAUAAAUGUCAGACAGCCAGGUACAAUGGCUUUAACAUCAGACCCCGGGAAGCCCUGGUGCAGCUCAACGUGCAGUUCCCGCCGGUGGUGGAGCCAGCCUUCCAGGACGUGCGCCAGGGCAUGGGGCGCAGCGUCACCCUGCGCUGCACCAUGCUGAAGGGCAGCCCCAUGAAGGUGGCCACCUCCGUCUGGCGCUUCAACGGGACCCUCCUGGCGCAGCCCCCGGUGGAGCAGCAGGACUACUCGGAGCUGAAGGUGGACAGCGUGAGCCGGGAGACCAGCGGCAACUACGAGUGCAGCAUUUCUAAUGACGUGGGGGUCUCCGCCUGCCUCUUCCAGGUGUCUGCAAAAGCUUACAGCCCAGAGUUUUACUAUGAUACUCCCAACCCCACCUUGAGCCAGAAGCAAUCCAAGAAUUACUCUUACAUCUUGCAGUGGACGCAGAAGGAGCCUGAUGCUGUGGAUCCCAUCCUCAAGUAUCGCCUGGAAGUCAGGCAGCUGGCUCAGAGAAGCACCAUCCAAACCUUCAUUCCUGUGCAGAAGAUGGAGAAGGGCCUGCUGCUGGAGCACAUCUUGCCCAACCUGAAAGUGCCUCAGAGCUACGAAGUUCGCCUGACGCCCAUCACCAGCUUUGGGGCUGGGGACAUGGCUGCCCGCAUCAUCCGGUACAUGGAACCAAUCAACUAUCCCAACCCAACGGAUAACACCUGCCGCUUCGAGGACGAGAAGAUCUGUGGCUUCGUGCAGGACAAGAUGGACAACUUUGACUGGACGCGGCAGAACGCCCUGACACAGAACCCCAAGCGCACCGUCAACACGGGGCCCCCCACAGACAUCAGCGGUACACCGGAGGGUUAUUACAUGUUCAUCGAGGCAUCUCGGCCCAGGGUGACGGGAGACAAAGCCCGGCUGAUCAGCCCCCUCUACAACAUUACGGCCAAGUACUACUGUGUCUCCUUCUACUACCACAUGUACGGCAAGCACAUCGGCUCCUUGAAUCUGCUGGUUCGCGUGCGGAACAAGCGGGCCAUCGACACCCAGGUGUGGUCACUCAGCGGGAACCGGGGGAACAUGUGGCAGCAAGCACACGUGCCCAUCAACCCGCCAGGACCCUUCCAGAUCAUCUUUGAAGGCGUCCGGGGCACGAGCUACGAGGGGGACAUUGCCAUCGAUGAUGUCACUCUGAAAAAGGGGGACUGUCCGAGGAAGCCAAUUGGACCAAACAAGGCGGUUGCUCUUCCAGGAAGCGGUGUCCCAGCCCUGCACAGCCCUUGUCUUUGCGGCCCAUUGACUUUCUUCCUUUACGUGCUGCUCAGAUGA